UGCAGCGUCACUAGCGCCAUAAUCGUUUACCUACCGAAGAGGCAAGUGCACUACCACCUACAACCUACAUUUCUUAUCAGUUGCAACUGGUUAUCUUUCUCUCACGUGAAUGAAAAUCGAAAAUUUUGGUUACCGGCAUCGAUCUCUCUGAAACAUGAAAUGUGAAUUACUUUGCAAGAAAUUUAGAAUCAUUUCGUAUUCGUAGUGUUUGAAGUUAUCAAGUUUGAGUGGUUGUACAGUUAUCCGAAGUCAUGCUCAGACCUUUCACGUUAUCGAAGUGCCUGCGAGCCAAACGCGAAAAACGACCCCUAGUUCUCGAACCGAUGUACGAUUUCACGUUCAAGAAGUUGUUUGAUCCAACGAAAAAUAAGCCUGUUCUUCGAAAUUUCCUCAACAGCAUGUUAUCCGGGAUAUCUCUCAUGAACGGUGACAAAAUAGAAAAUGUCGAAUUACUAGAUUCAAUUCCUGAUUUUUCCAUAGAUGCUGCUAAAGAAGUAAAACAGGAUGUUUUAACUAAUGUAUUAUGCAAGUCUACGAAUGGCGACCAGUUCAUCGUGAAUUUGAGUAUGCAGCAACAGCACCACCCGCAUUUUUCGACCCAUUUGCAGUGGCAUGGAUUUCACAUUUAUGGAAAGCAAGUCAGUGAAGAAAAAUUAUAUUCUUCGCCUCGAGGCUUCGAGUUAUUAAAACCAGUCGCCAUGUUGGCAAUAUGCAAUUUCUCAAUGUUUUGCGAAAAACAGAAUUAUAUAUCAAGAUAUGAGUUCAGAGAAGAAAAUUUCCCGAAUGAACAAACAUUUUUGUCAAAACUGAUAUCGUAUGUGUUUGUUGAACUGCCCAAAUUUUCAAUUACCAACCUCGAUGAAAUUCAGACUGACGCUGAUAAAUGGAGUUUCUUUCUCAAGUACGCUGCAGAUGAAGAUCAAAAGUCAGCGAUUCAACAACUCGUAAAUAGUGAUGCGGAUUUUAAAAAAGCCCACGAAGUAUUGCAAGUUGAUAACUGGUCUUUGGCUGAAUUGGCUCAGUUUGGCGAGGUUGCCACUGAUGAUCUCAUUGAAACUAUUCGUCGCGAAGAACAACGAAAUAUGGUCGAGAACAUGUUACGAAAUGGCGUGGAUCCUUGUGUUAUAUCGAAAGUGACUAGUUUGGAAAUGAACGAAGUUGAAGAGUUGAGAAAGCAAACCGAAGUUGAAAAAGAUCAUCAAGUGUAGUUUAUAUCUAUCUUUGUGUUCCUUCAUGCUCAGUUUUUUUUAAAUGUUUAUUUUUACCAAAUUAUUCAUAAUGAACAGAUUUUUUCCUUUUUUGUUUCUACGUAAAGAUGAAGUAUAAAAUUGAUUUUUGUUAUCUAGUGAGAAUAAAUCGUGAUGUUUAGCAAUA
Messenger RNA from Planococcus citri (citrus mealybug), 1374 nucleotides. RefSeq lists its product as uncharacterized. Lineage: Eukaryota; Metazoa; Arthropoda; Insecta; Hemiptera; Pseudococcidae. The coding region runs from base 252 to 1208 and encodes 318 amino acids. The record is from RefSeq and is a predicted model, not a curated record. The transcript is spliced from 3 exons.